GGAGCGGCAAGGUUUUAGCCAAUAGCUUAGCUGCGAGGUGAGCGGUGAGCCAAUGGCGAUGGUGGGGGGCGGGGCGCACCGCUGGCUGAUUGAUCCCAGCUCUGGCGUUGUUCAGUCGGAGCGAGAACAUUCUAGAGAUUGCCCGGCACCGCUCUCCCUGGUGAUACCGCCCGCUCCAGGACGCCGGGACCCGGAGGCUGCGGCGUCCGCCUCCGCCUCCCUCUCCGUCUGGAUAUAAGCGCCCCCUCGGCCCUGUUCUCCUCUCAUAAUCGGCUUCGUCGCAGCCCGGGGCGAGCAGCGUUGGGUUUAUGUCUUUAUUGGACGAAAACGAGCUGUUGCGCAGCCACUGGUACCUGUAUUGGGGAAACAUAGCAUACAAGCAAGAACCUUACAGCCUCAGUGGCGAAAAUUUUUUCAUGUCAGAGACCGAGAACUCUUGCAGUCGUUUAUGUCAUCCCGUCUUCUCCAGACAGAAGAUACCAAAAAACUGCAAUCAAAGAUCUCUUCAUCUUAUUGAUAAAGCUACUAAUAAGGCAAAAUGUCUGUCAACGUCAACCGCAGUGUUUCAGAUCAGUUCUAUCGCUACAAAAUGCCCCGUCUGAUUGCCAAGGUGGAGGGCAAAGGAAAUGGAAUAAAGACGGUUAUAGUCAACAUGGUUGACGUUGCAAAGGCGCUUAAUCGGCCUCCAACGUAUCCUACCAAAUUUUUUGGUUGUGAGCUGGGAGCACAGACCCAGUUUGAUGUUAAGAAUGACCGUUACAUUGUCAAUGGAUCUCAUGAGGCGAAUAAGCUGCAAGACAUGUUGGAUGGAUUCAUUAAAAAAUUUGUUCUCUGUCCUGAGUGUGAGAAUCCUGAAACUGAUCUGCAUGUCAAUCCUAAGAAACAAACUAUAGGUAACUCUUGCAAAGCCUGUGGCUAUCGAGGCAUGCUUGACACAAACCAUAAACUCUGCACGUUCAUUCUCAAAAACCCACCUGAAAGUGGUGACACUGGUACAGGAAAGAAAGAAAAGGAGAAGAAGAACAGAAAAGGCAAGGACAAAGAGAAUGGUUCUGUGUCCAGCAAUGAGACACUUCCACCCCCACCACCAGAGGAGAUUACUCCUCCACAGGUUGUGGAGGAGGAGGAUGAUGAUGACUGGGGUGAGGACACAACAGAAGAAGCCCAGAGGCGUAGAAUGGAUGAAAUCAGCGACCAUGCGAAGAACCUCACACUUAGUGAAGACCUGGAAAGAACUAUAGAGGAGAGAGUCAACUUAUUAUUUGAUUUUGUAAAGAAAAAGAAGGAAGAAGGUGUCAUCGAUACUUCUGACAAAGACAUUGUAGCAGAAGCAGAGAGGCUGGAUGUAAAGGCCAUGGGCCCGCUUGUUCUCACUGAAGUCCUUUUUGACGAAAAGAUUCGAGAACAAAUCAGAAAAUACAGACGUCACUUCCUUCGUUUCUGCCACAACAACAAAAAAGCUCAGAGGUACCUUCUCCAUGGCUUCGAGUGUGUGGUAGCUAUGCAUCAGUCUCAGCUUAUUUCGAAAAUCCCCCAUAUUUUGAAGGAAAUGUAUGAUGCAGAUCUUCUGGAAGAAGAAGUCAUCCUUGGCUGGGCAGAAAAGGCCUCAAAGAAAUACGUUUCAAAGGACCUUGCCAAAGAAAUCCGUGUCAAAGCAGAACCAUUUAUUAAAUGGCUAAAGGAAGCUGAAGAAGAAUCUUCUGGUAAUGAAGAAGAAGAUGAAGAUGAAAACAUAGAGGUGGUGUACUCCACAACUGCCAGUGUACCUAAAGUUGAAACUGUGAAGCCUGCAAACAAUAAAGACGACGAUAUUGAUAUUGAUGCCAUUUAAAGUGAUGCAACAUAGCUUCCAGCAUAGGAAUGCAAACUUCUCUGCAUUUUCUGCCAGAAGUGUGACUUGUAUGUGCACAAGCUCAAAUGGCUUAACAUCCUGCUACUUUGUACUCUAAAAUGUAUCUUUUUACUGUGACUGGUCUUGUGUAACUAAGCCUAAUACCAAGGAGUCAGCACGUCGGUGAACUGAUCUAGUUUGCAACUGGCAUGUUCUAUUUUGUUUUUCUAACUUGUGUUGGACACAUACUUGGAGCACAUUUAUACAGUUGUGGAAAUAAAGGAUUUGGUUUUGGUCAAUCUUCA
Messenger RNA from Prinia subflava (tawny-flanked prinia), 2136 nucleotides. It is a transcript of the gene EIF5, whose product is annotated as eukaryotic translation initiation factor 5. Gene Ontology annotation, cellular component: cytosol. Bases 539 to 1831 code for a protein of 430 amino acids. Gene Ontology annotation, molecular function: translation initiation factor activity; GDP-dissociation inhibitor activity; eukaryotic initiation factor eIF2 binding. NCBI's taxonomy places the organism in Eukaryota, Metazoa, Chordata, Aves, Passeriformes, Cisticolidae. The record is from RefSeq and is a predicted model, not a curated record. The transcript is spliced from 12 exons. Gene Ontology annotation, biological process: translational initiation; formation of translation preinitiation complex; formation of cytoplasmic translation initiation complex.